Messenger RNA from Rubroshorea leprosula, 1558 nucleotides. The record is from the annotation of a GenBank genome assembly. NCBI's taxonomy places the organism in Eukaryota, Viridiplantae, Streptophyta, Magnoliopsida, Malvales, Dipterocarpaceae.
GAUCACCAAAGGAGAACAUCACGGAAGAAUAAGUCACAGAGAAAAUCAAGCCUGUUGACAAGGAUACAAUUGAUCAUUUUGACAUAUUCCAUCUUGUUUAUACUUAGACUUUCUGUUUCCUUGUAUGUAGGCUAAACCUAAUCAACUAACCUCUAUAUAAACCAUGUGUUGCGUAGAGAGAAAUAUAGAUAUUGCUUCAAUUCAAUUAUUUUCUUUCAAUUCUUUAGUUUCUACACUCUCUGCACACCCAUUGCAUUCACUCUUCCUAUCUCCAUCCGUCUACUUUCUCUCUCACCAAACCAAACUAACAAAAACCCUCUCAUUUUCCCUUAUCCAUGAUCUACAAUCUCAGAUCUGAAUCUCAUCUAUCAGAAAGUUGAAACCUUUACAAAAGGGUUCAUCGGAUCAGAUACGUAACCACUGUGCUGACCAUUUAUGAGGACGACCACCAUCGAUCCACACCUUCGGCUUUGGAUGAUUAGAUCAUCUCAUCUGUUUAUCUGAGAGCUAUACUACUUGCUGCUGAUUCGAGGUCCACAGCUUUCACAUACAGGGUUGGGUUUUUUUGGCCGUUGCUUAGUCUUGUUCUGUAAUGUUUCAUUUUGGGUGCUAAUGUGUUUUUGGGAUAUCCCUUUGUAUCUUUUUGAAUGUAGACCAGUGCAGCUUAGUGUUAAAUUAAGGAAGGGGAUUAGGUUAUUACUUUUGUGGAUGGCAGUGGUAAUUUCAAUAAUUGUUUAGAGUGUUAGAUGAAGGAAAGUUAUCCCAGUGAGACAACUUCAUGAACAUGUCUUCAAUGUGGCUUUUGCUCCAAUAUUGUUUGCUUGGCUUAAUUGGUUUAGUUGAAGCUUUUACUACAAUAAGCAAGCAGAGUUCUUUUAUACCGAGCUCCCAAGAACCAUGUCAAGUAUUGUUGUUUCUCUUUUGCUAGGAAUGGUUGUGACUAACUUGUUAUCCAGUGUUGUAAUGAUUGUCUGAUCAACCUGAUUGACCUCAAGAGGGGGAAAGAGAGUUGGCUUUAGAAUAACAUAAACAAAGGUUAUUUUGACUAUUACUAUUGGGUUCUCUCAUUGAUGAAGCUCAUUAUAAUAAAAACCCAAAAGUACUAGUCAAGAUAUCUUUAAUCAGGUUAUUUUAAAUCCAGAUCUCCUUCCACCCAUCCCUCUUGAAGUUAGGUCAGAAACAACAUUCAAUACAACACCAGAUAGCCAAUUGGUCACAAGAAUACCUAUCAACAACAGAGCAGUAACAAUACUAGACAUGCUUCUUGGGAGUUCAGUAUAAAAGAACUCUGUUGUAGUAAAAGCUUCAACUGAGCCAAGCAAGCAAUACUGUGGUAAAAGCCACAUUGCAGACAUAUCCAUGGAGUUGCCUUCUUGGAUAACUUUCCCUCGUUUGAUACUCUCAACAGUUGCUGAGAUUACCAUCGCCAUCCACGAAAGUGAUAGCCCAAUUCCCAUCCUUAGUUUAACACUAAGCUGCUCGGGCUUACACGCUCAACAACAUUAGAUAUAUAGUAAAUUGGCCACAAGCCAUUCCUAGAUGCCAAUGCUAAUGAUUU